CAUAUAUCAUAAUUCCCUCUUAAAAGGUGCAAUUCCCGAUCCAACCACUCAAAGCCCAUUGACAGGUCGUAGAACUCCCUCGGAUGCUCCUCCAUGCGGGGUCCCGAUUCACCGCUCGGCAUGCCGAAAGCCUUCCCGAGUCACAUGUGCCCGCCGAAACCCCGCGAUUUCCUCAAAAUUUCCAAGAUGCGAAUAAUACGAGAGGGGGAAAAGCAAAAAGAGUAAAGAAACGAGUGAAAGCUCAACCAACACAAAAAACUUUCAUCAUGCCACUAAUAAUCCUAACCGGCUACCCUUGCUCCGGCCUCUCAUACCGUGCCCGACAACUUUCCGCAUCACUUGAAGCGAUACAGGAAGAAUACCUCGCCUCGAUCAGCGAGGAUGGUUCAGAUGAUUCGACGAAGACGAAACCACGCUAUAAGAUCCAUGUCGUGACGUCGCAUGAUGAAGCGCAUCCACGGACCGUGUACGAUAAUGCGCGCUCGGAGAAGGAGGCACGUGCAGUCGUGUAUGCGAAGACGAAACGUGCGUUGGGUCGUGAUAGUAUUGUUAUAGUGGAUGGGAUGAAUUAUAUUAAGGGUUGGAGAUAUCAGUUGUGGUGUGAGGCGAAGGCUUUGAGUACGACUUCUUGCGUGGUCCAUGUGGGUACGCCCGCUGCCCAAUGUAUCGCGAACAAUCAAGCUCGUCUUCGCAAACGCGAACAACAGCAAGGGAACGGACAAGCGCAGGAGACGCCAGAAACUCACGAAGGGUUCCAGAACGAGACCUCAAAUCACACCCCGGACAGAAUCACAGCCCAGGCAGAACCAGAUACCGAAGAACCAUACCCGCCAGAACUCCUUGAUAACCUGAUAUUCCGGUACGAGGAGCCCUCGACAUACAGCCGAUGGGACAAGCCUCUCUUCACGGUGCCGUGGAGCGAUAAAGAGCCUCCGGUCCACGACAUCUGGACCGCUCUCACAGGCACUACGAUCGCCCAACCAGACACGACACCUCAAGCGACAUCUCUCGCGGAUGCGCUUUCUGCGUCCGCUUCAUCGUCAAGUAAUAAUCGCUCGUAUGCCCCUAGCGUGGUCACAAAAGCGACUACCGCAGGGGUAAGUCGCAACGGUCUCCCCAGACCCAAAGUCAAGCCCCAUCAAGCAACGGUCCUACCGGCCGCAACCGACCCUACCGCUCUCUACUCCCUGGAGAAACGCAUCUCAGCCAUCAUAAAUGCCAUCCGGACAUUCACCCUCUCUACCCCCUCGGCUGAAGCCGCCGUCGCUCAGAGCGCUGACGGUCGCGGUAUCACGAUCCCUGUCCCGGAGGCUUCGUUCCCGGUCUUCAUCCCGGCUCAUGUCGCUACCGGUGGUACGACGGACGAGUUGGCGGGUGCGGGUGGGAUUCUGGCUUUACCGCGCUUGCAGCGCCUGCGAAGGCAGUGGAUCGGUUUGAAUCGGGCGUAUAUCGGGCAGAGCCACGGGGCAGGCGGUGGCGGUUUGACCAUGGAUCAAGUGCCUGAUGCGUUUGUCAGAUUCUUGAAUGCAGAGUUUUCCGGCGACAAUGCAUAAGCAAUAUUCGGCAUAUUAUGCCAUAAGAUGACCCCCGACUGGGCGCUGGCCAAUCUGCAAGUUUGAAGUGAGGCUUUCUUGACGUGAUACGACGCGACAUGAGAUAAAAAGUAUAACGUACUCCAUUUGACUACCAGUUAGUUAAAAGCAUUACUAACUAUCCCUCGCUUUAUCUUAUAACCAAGAGUGCUACAUGCUCACCAAUUAAGUGUUCACGAGAUAUUUGCGAGAAUAUAUAGAGAUGAAUGUAACAGUAUCA
Molecule: messenger RNA, 1812 nt
Organism: Paecilomyces variotii
Lineage: Eukaryota; Fungi; Ascomycota; Eurotiomycetes; Eurotiales; Thermoascaceae
Product: putative RNA polymerase II Elongator complex associated protein Kti12
Exons: 3
Coding region: 84-1553 (489 amino acids)
Source: RefSeq, a predicted model, not a curated record